This is a messenger RNA of Phragmites australis (common reed), 3092 nucleotides long. RefSeq names its product kinesin-like protein KIN-14H. Gene Ontology annotation, molecular function: microtubule motor activity; ATP binding; microtubule binding. Lineage: Eukaryota; Viridiplantae; Streptophyta; Magnoliopsida; Poales; Poaceae. The record is from RefSeq and is a predicted model, not a curated record. Gene Ontology annotation, biological process: microtubule-based movement. The transcript is spliced from 16 exons. Bases 348 to 2786 code for a protein of 812 amino acids.
AGGGUACCCCUUGUCGUUUCAGUUCAAAAUAUUUCGAAAAGCUACGCCGCCGCCUCGGCUCCUCCCCUCCACGCUUCUCGCUCGGAUCCGGGCGAACGGAAAAUCAAAAAUCGAGGCUUUUUUUGCCAGCUCGGCGCUUCCAAAUUCCUGCGAGCACCUCGACUCCGCGAUUCUCUUGAGGUUUUUCGGAGUUUUUCCGAUCCAAAGUGCGAGUUCAUCGGCGCUUCAAAGGCACGAGAUUCUUUGCCUUCGAGUUCACUCCACCCCGCCCCAAGAAAGCUCCCCUUCCCCCACCGACGACAAGAAAAACCUAGCUAUAACCCUUAAUCCCAUUAGUAAUCCCGUCCAUGGCCUCGUCGCUACCGCCUCGCGGCCCCUACGUGAAGAAGGAGAACUUGGGGACUCCGCGGCGGGGGAUGGGGUUCAAGGUGGCAUCGCCAAGGAACGUGCUGUCAGCUAUCAACAACGGCGCGGCGAACGGAGGGGCGCCGUCGGCUCAGGCAGAUGGCGGCGGCAGCGGGGCGGAGGCGGCGCCUGUGGUCGAGUUCAGUGGGAGGGAGGAUGCGGAGCGGCUCCUUGCCGAGAAGAUGAAGGGCAAGAGCAAGAACGAUUUCAAGGGGAGAGUUGAUCAGAUGAGUGAGUACAUCAAGAAGCUGAGGGCGUGCGUCCGGUGGUACAUGGAGCUGGAGGAUGGCUAUUUGGCCGAGCAGGAGAAGCUCCGGGGUGCUAUGGAUGCGGAGAAUACCCGUCAUACCGAGUUGGAGGCCAAGCUUAGCAAUGCUAUUGAAGAGUUGAAAGCUGCUAACUUGGACUUGACAAGACGUUGCGAUUCUCUAGAGGAGAGCUUCAACAAAGAGAUGUCCGAGAAAACGAUUGCUGUGGAGUAUUACGAGAAAGAGAAGAAGGAACGGGAAUCAGCCGAGACUUCGCGGGAAUUACUGACUGUGGACCUAGAAAGGGUCACUCAUGACGCAAUGCGGUUUAGUGAGCAGCUAAAAAUGGUCCAAGACACGAACAAAAGGCUUCAAGAAUACAACGCCAGCUUACAGCAAUACAACAGUAACCUUCAGGCUGAUGCCUCAAAGAGUGGCGAGGCUAUCUCAAAACUGCAGAAGGAGAAGAGCGCCAUGAUGGAAACUAUGGCUGUUCUGAGAGAAUGUAAUAGCUCAAUGAACAAUCAGCUUGAAUCUUCCAGAGUUUCUCAGCAAGAUGCAAUUAGGGUGAAAGAAGAACUUAGAAAAGAAGUUGAGUGCCUUAGAGCUGAGUUGAAUCAAGUUAGAGAUGAUCGUGAUCAUUCUGUUGUGCAACUGAACAACUUGAACAUUGAACUUGCUAAUUACAAGGAACGAUAUGGAAAAUCUUCAAUGGCAUGUGAGAGCAUGAGCGUAAAAGUAUCAGCACUUGAGGUUUGUAGUUUCAUAUUCAUCCUUAUGUCUCGUUUGAAUAACUAUUGGUCUUACAAUUAUUCUUGUUAUCAGGAAACAUGCAACACACAACAAGAACAAAUUCAGAAUUUUCAGAAGCAACUUGCAGUUGCAACUGAGAAGCUGAAGCUUGCUGAUGUGACCGCAAUUGAGGCGAUGACAGGAUAUGAAGAGCAGAAAGAGAAAAUAAAAUAUCUCGAGGACCGUUUGGCACAUGCUGAAUCCCAAAUUAUUGAAGGUGACAAGUUGCGGAAAAAAUUACACAAUACUAUAUUGGAAUUGAAAGGGAACAUUAGAGUUUUCUGUCGGGUUCGACCACUUUUGUUUGAUGGUAAUUCAAAUGGUUCUGAAGAAGCCUUUAUCUCAUAUCCAACAUCAGUAGAAUCUGCUGGGCGUGGUAUUGAUUUGAUUAACCAAGGUCAGCAGCUUUCCUUUUCGUAUGACAAGGUCUUUGACCAUGAUGCUUCACAAGAAGAUGUAUUUGUGGAAAUAUCACAACUAGUCCAAAGCGCACUUGAUGGGUACAGGGUAUGCAUAUUUGCAUAUGGUCAAACUGGAUCCGGUAAAACAUACACGAUGAUGGGCAAACCAGGCGUUGAUAAAAAGGGCAUCAUACCUCGGUCUUUGGAGCAAAUUUUUAAGACAAGUCGAUCUCUAGAAUCUCAAGGAUGGAAGUAUUCUAUGCAGGCAUCGAUGCUGGAAAUAUAUAAUGAGACAAUUCGUGAUCUGUUAGCACCGGAUCGCUCGAAUAGUUUUGAGAUGACCACUAGUAAACAGUACUCUAUAAAGCAUGACCCGCAUGGAAAUACAACUGUGUCUGACCUCACAGUUAUUGAUGUUUUCGAUAUCGCUGAUGUGACUUCUCUUCUUGAGAAAGCAUCCAAGAGCAGAUCUGUCGGUAGGACCCAGAUGAAUGAACAAUCAUCUCGGAGCCAUUUUGUGUUCACGCUGAAGAUAUCUGGAUCAAACGAGAACACAUGCCAACAAGUCCAAGGGGUCCUUAACUUGAUUGAUUUAGCUGGGAGUGAGCGUCUUGCUAAAAGUGGUUCCACAGGUGAUCGCUUGAAGGAAACUCAAGCAAUAAAUAAAAGUCUAUCAGCUCUAAGUGACGUAAUAUUUGCGAUCGCAAAAGGAGAUGACCAUGUUCCCUUCAGAAAUUCUAAACUUACGUACCUGUUGCAGCCAUGCCUUGGAGGAGAUUCAAAAACUCUCAUGUUUGUCAAUAUUUCACCGGAGGGGUCAUCCGUUGGGGAGACGAUAUGUUCGUUGAGGUUUGCUUCAAGGGUGAAUGCUUGCGAGAUCGGAAUACCGAGACGUCACACACAAUCCCGACCCUUGGAUUCCAGGCUGAGUUAUGGGUGAAGUAGUUGUAGCUAUACAAUGAGUUGGCUUUUGCCACAUCUGGGCAGCUGGCUUCUUGUAGCAUGUACAGUAGGACGUCGGCGAGGUGCUGAGAACAGCAUGCGUACGAGUGCUGACAUCUUGUGAUGAUUUCCUUCUGUUGUAGCAGAUUUGACUAGUAUUAAUUGCCUCUGUGUUCUCUGCAACAGCGAGUUGAAACUUGUAUAUUUUUUCUGCCAGGCAGAACUCAGCUGCUGUCUUGUAACAACAGCAACGAUAUUAUAUGCCACUGAGAAAUCUUGCACCCAGUUGUGCAACCUUCGAGUA